Molecule: messenger RNA, 7411 nt
Organism: Myripristis murdjan (pinecone soldierfish)
Lineage: Eukaryota; Metazoa; Chordata; Actinopteri; Holocentriformes; Holocentridae
Gene: plcg1
Product: phospholipase C, gamma 1
Exons: 33
Coding region: 364-4296 (1310 amino acids)
Biological process (GO): phosphatidylinositol-mediated signaling; phospholipid catabolic process; positive regulation of epithelial cell migration
Cellular component (GO): ruffle membrane
Molecular function (GO): phosphatidylinositol-4,5-bisphosphate phospholipase C activity; protein binding
Source: RefSeq, a predicted model, not a curated record
UUGAGACCAGACAAACUUGCGUAGCCUACGCGGCUCUCUCUGUCUGUCUCUCCAUGGACGACUGGAGGGGAGAGGAGGAAACGGGGAUCAUUCUCGUCGGGAGCGGAGCGCAUUUCCACGGCCCAGCGAUGAUUUAAUCACGGAAAAACAGCAGGGGAAGGAGAAGGAGAAGACGACGACGCCGGGAGGAGAGCGGACCAGUCGGACCGUUGGAGAUGUGCGGUCGGCCGAGAUUGCGGCGGUCACAGCAGCCCUGCGACGUGUUGUUUUCCAGUUGAUUUUUCUCCACACGGUAUCCCUGUCUAGGCCUGGACUGAGCAGAUUGUUCUGGAAGGAAAAGGAUAACAAACGGGGGAAGUGAACAUGGCUGGGACCUCGGGCUUCUUUUCCAACGGACCUGUUCCGUGGAUGGAGAACGACACGGAGAUGAACAACCUCUACAGAGAUCUGGAGCUGGGCACAGUACUGACACUGUUUUAUUCCAAGAAGUCCCAGCGGCCGGAGAGAAGGACAUUUCAAGUCAAGCUGGAGACCAGGACAAUUAUCUGGACACGGGGCACAGAUAAAAUAGAGGGAGAGAUUGACAUUAGAGAGAUCAAAGAGAUUCGUCCUGGGCAGAAGUCUCGGGACUUUGAGCGGUAUGUGGAGGACUCGGCGGCGCGGCUGGACCAGGCGCACUGCUUUGUCAUCCUGCAUGGCACAGAGUUUCGCCUUAAAGCACUCAGCCUUGCAGCAACAUCUGAUGAGGAGAUGACCAUGUGGGUGAAGGGCUUGAACUGGCUUGUGGCUGACACAUUGAAGUCACCCACGCCUCUCCAGAUAGAGAGGUGGUUACGCAAGCAGUUCUAUGCCGUUGAUCGCAAUAGAGAAGACAGGAUAUCCUGUAAGGAUCUGAAGAGCAUGCUGAGCCAGGUCAACUACCGGGUCCCCAACAUGAGGUUCCUCAGAGAGAAACUUCCGGACUCAGAGUUGAGGAAUGGAGACGUUUCCUUCAGUCAGUUCGCCCAGCUCUAUCGCAGUCUCAUGUUUGACGCUCAGAAAAAUAUGGAAAUCCCGUUUCUACAGAGGUUCACUGAUAGACCAGAACAGAGGAUCUCUCUAGAGGACUUCAAGAGCUUCCUCCUGGAAUCCCAAAAGGAACUGUGGGCCACAGACAACAACAAGGUGCAGGAGUUUAUGUUUGGCUACCUGAAAGACCCCCUGAGAGAAGUGGAGCAGCCUUACUUCCACCAAGAUGAGUUCCUGACCUACCUGUUCUCUAAGGAGAACACCAUCUGGGAUUCCUCACUGGACCAGGUGUGUCCUGAAGACAUGAAUAAUCCCCUGUCCCACUACUGGAUCUCCUCUUCGCAUAACACCUAUUUGACAGGAGACCAGUUUUCCAGUGAGUCGUCUCUGGAGGCGUAUUCUCGCUGUCUAAGGAUGGGCUGCCGCUGCAUUGAGUUGGACUGCUGGGAUGGUCCAGAUGGAAUGCCAGUCAUCUACCAUGGGCACACCCUCACGACGAAGAUCAAGUUCUGCGAUGUCCUCACAACUAUCAAAGAGCAUGCCUUCGUUACAUCUGACUAUCCCAUCAUCCUGUCCAUUGAAGAUCACUGUAGCAUUGUGCAGCAGAGGAACAUGGCCACUUUCUUUAAGAAGGUGUUUGGAGACAUGUUGUUGACCAAGGCUGUGGACAUCUCAGCCGAUGGCCUGCCCUCCCCCAGCCAGCUCAAGAGAAAGAUCCUCAUCAAGCAUAAGAAGCUUGCAGAAGGCAGUGCCUAUGAGGAGGUGUCCACCUCCACUCCCUACUCAGAGAAUGAUAUCAGCAACUCCAUCAAAAACGGCAUCCUGUAUCUGGAGGACCCGAUCAACCAUGAGUGGUACCCUCAUUUCUUUGUCCUGACCAGCAGUAAGAUCUACUACUCUGAGGAAACCUCCAGUAACCAAGGCAAUGAUGAUGAGGAGGAGCACAGAGAGGUAUCGAACGGUAUGGACCAGCAUGUGACAGAAAAGUGGUUCCACGGGAAGCUGGGCGCAGGGCGGGAUGGGCGGCAGAUAGCUGAGAGGCUGCUGUCUGAGUACUGCCUGGAGACCGGAGCUCCUGAUGGCUCCUUCCUGGUCCGAGAGAGUGAGACCUUUGUGGGAGACUAUACACUUUCUUUCUGGCGCUCAGGGCGGGUGCAGCACUGUCGAAUCCACUCUCGUCAAGAGGCCGGCAGCCCCAAGUACUACCUGACUGACAAUUUGGUGUUUGACACACUCUUUGCCCUCAUCAACCACUACCAGCAGGUGGCAUUGCGCUGCAAUGAGUUUGAGAUGAAACUGACGGAACCUGUGCCUCAGACCAACGCACAUGAGAGCAAGGAAUGGUAUCAUGCCAACCUGUCCAGGAGUCAUGCGGAGAACAUGUUGAUGAGGGUUCCCCGCGAUGGGGCCUUCCUUGUUAGGAAGAGGGCGGAACCCAACUCAUUUGCCAUCUCGUUCAGGGCUGAGGGUAAGAUUAAGCACUGUCGUGUGCAGCAGGAGGGUCAGACUGUGGUGCUGGGCACUUCAGAGUUUGACAGCCUAGUAGAUCUCAUCAGUUACUAUGAGAAACACCCUCUGUACCGAAAGAUGAAGCUUCGCUAUCCCAUCAAUGAGGACACACUGGAGAAGAUUGGCACUGCUGAGCCAGACUACGGGUCGCUGUAUGAGGGCAGGAACCCAGGAUUUUAUGUGGAAGCUAACCAGAUGCCAACAUUCAAGUGCACAGUGAGAGCCAUGUAUGAGUAUAAAGCCCAGAGGGAUGAUGAACUCUCUUUCACCAAGAAUGCCAUCAUCUCUAAUGUGGACAAACAAGAAGGAGGAUGGUGGAAGGGUGACUGUGGAGGGAAGAAGCAGCUGUGGUUUCCUGCCAACUACGUGGAAGAGAUCAGUCCAUCAGCGGUGGAGCCUGACAGAGCUGAGAUGACAGAGAAUAGCCCUCUGGGAGAUCUGCUGAGAGGAAGUGUGGACGUGUCUUCCUGUCAGAUUGUUGUGCGCCCAGAUGGGAAGGGCAGCAGGCUUCAUGUCUUCUCCCUGAUGCCGGCCACCUCUCAGCAGGUGGGCCAGGUGCUAGACAUCGCCGCCAACAGCCAAGAAGAACUCAAGGAGUGGGUGGUCAAGAUUCGUGAGGUCACCAUGACCUCAGAGGCCAAGUUGGAGGAGGGGAAGAUAAUGGAGCGGAGGAAGAAGAUUGCUCUGGAACUGUCUGACCUGGUCAUCUACUGUAGGCCUGUGCCUUUCGACGAGGACAAGAUUGGCACAGAACGUGCCUGUUUCCGGGACAUGUCAUCCUUUCCUGAGACCAAGGCAGAGAAGUAUGUCAACAAGAUCAAGGGGAAGAAGUUCCUGCAGUACAACCGGCUACAGCUGUCCAGGAUCUACCCCAGAGGCCAGAGACUCGACUCAUCUAACUACGACCCUCUGCCUAUGUGGCUCUGUGGAUCCCAGCUGGUAGCACUCAACUUCCAGACAGCAGACAAGCCCAUGCAGAUGAACCAGGCUCUGUUCAUGCUGAAUGGAAGGAGCGGCUACGUCCUCCAGCCGCCCAUCAUGAGGGACGACAACUUUGAUCCCUUUGACAGACAUACUCUUCGAGGCCUUGAACCCGUCACUCUGCAGAUAGAGGUACUGGGGGCUCGCCAUCUGCCCAAGCACGGCCGUGGCAUUGUAUGUCCUUUGAUCGAGAUCGAGGUGUGUGGGGCAGAGUAUGACAGUGCCAAGCAAAAAACUGACUCAGAAGCUGACAACGGUCUCAACCCCACGUGGCCACGAAAGCCAUUCCACUUCACAGUGUGCAACUCCGCCUUUGCUUUCCUGCGCUUUGUGGUGUAUGAGAUUGACAUGUUCAGUGACCAAAACUUCCUGGCUCAGGCCACCUUCCCCAUCAGUGGCCUCAAGACAGGUUACCGGUCUGUGCCUCUGAAGAACAGCUACAAUGAGGAUCUUGAGUUGGCUUCUCUUUUGGUCCACAUGGACAUCAUCAGGGGCAGGGAUGAAAAUGGAGAGGUUUUGAGCCCAUUUCUGGGAGUUGGGGCUGCAUCUGUGGCAUCAAUAGCCCAAGCAGGUCGUGAGCGUCUAGCAGAUACGGGCUCCACGUCCUCGGCCUCCUCCGUCGUGUCCCCUCUGCUGCAGUCCCCAGCCUACAGGGGCCGUGAGGGCUCCUUCGAAGCCCGCUACCAGUCCCCCCUAGAUGACUUCAGGGUGUCCCAAGAGGCACUGCUGGACCACAUGGACCCACAGAACAGAAGGAUGAUGCGGAGGACCAGAGUGGGCGGAGAAAACCGUGUGUAGGUCCAGACCAAUCAGGACAUGUUUCUGUUGCAAACCCCCCCCCAACAACCCCCUUCCCAGUCGCCUCUCCCCGUACCGAUGAUGUCACUGACUGCUGUGAACACUGUUUCCAUGGAAACGCCCACCACCGCUUUGGCCUACAUUUCAGGCAGCUCUCCCUCCCUCCAUUCUCCAUUCCCCUUUCCUUCCCUGCCACCACUCCCGCCCCCCCGGCCUCAUCUACACUCUCCUGAAGAGAAGGAGUGACUCGAACAUGGGAGGGGGGCUGAGGGGAAGCUGACGGCUGUGGACAGGAAGGAGAAACGGACAAACAACCGGAGAACAAAAAGUGAGGCUGAAAAGUUCUGGCCCUGGACUAGCCAUAUGUGUGGCACGUUGUUUUCUGUUGUGUUUUUAGGUGAGCACAACAGCUGCUUAGUUUGGAGGGUAAAAGGAGGGAAAGAGAGAGCUGUAAAAGGUAUCAGUUUGAAACUGUUUCCAGGUGAAGGUGUUAAGUUUCUUUGCUCCUCUCUCUUUGGCAUAUAUGAAUAUAUAUAUUUAUUCCUGCUGUGCUGUUGGCCAGAGAACAGCAGCAGCUGACCUGCUCUCAAAGAGCUCCUGUCUCCAAGUUUUUAAUUAUUAUUAUUUAAACCUUUAAACAUUCAUAAUGUGACUUUCAUUUUUUAAAAUGUAUAUGUGUAAAACACGAGGGCUCUUUAUGGCUAUUUUUAAUGUGUCUCUCCUCUGUGCUUUGUGGAGGAACUUGCGCACCUCCAGUCUAACACACCCUAAUCCUGGAGUGAUUUUUAAUUCUUUUUUUUUUUUUUUUCUUUUUUUUUUUUUUAAAGGCAUCAGGAAGAAGUCAUAGCCUGUUUAUGUUGAAAGCAGCCAGAGAGCAAGCAGCAUCAUAUGUUACGUAUGCAUACACACUCAGCCAAACGUUUUUCCUUUUUUUAUUUCCCACUUACAUUCCAAAAAACUGCACAUCAUUCCAUUUUCCUGCGUUGCAGGUGCCUUUACCAGCCAACCUGACAAAGUAACAGUUCUCACUUCUCAUCCACUGAUAGUCUUACUCCGCUAUGAUUAUGUCUGUAGGGUUUGUAACCCCACACAUUGAGUGAUGCAGCAGGACCGGUGAUACCUGUCAAAAGUGAAUGAUCUCUGAGUGAAUGAUGUUCAUAUUGACAGCUCUAGUUGUUUUUUCUCAUUUGGAUUUUAAUUUGUAUUAUCUAUCCGUAUGUUUACAGGGGGCUAGAUGAUGCCUUUGUACUGGCAGCACAGAAAUGUAUGGUUUACUCUUGACAUAAUGACAUUUCCCUCUGUUCCAAUAGGCUGCUGAAAAGAUUGUGAUAGAUAAUUUGAUCUUGCUUCUUAAUCGCACGUAUACAUCUUGAAGAUUUUGUUCCUCUGAAAACUGCACAAUUUUCAGUUCUUGGAAAUAUUCUGAAAGAAACUAAAUGUUUCAGAAUGGUCAAUGCACAAUAUUUAAUUGUGGGAACUAAAAUGUUGAUGCACAGUUAUACAUGAUUAAUUGUGCAGCCCCAGAUUUUCAGUGAUCUGAUGGAAAUGUAUUUAUGCUUACUUAAGUUUCAAGUCUUAAAAGCAAGUGUGUGCCCCAUCCAGUGUUUGAUUUUUUUUUUUUUUUUUUUAACUUAACUCUCCCCCAUAACUGCCAAAGCUAUAUGAUUAUAGCAGCGAUGGUAAUGGCCACCAUUAUCAUAUUUUAAUUCAAUGGCUGUUUGGAAAAUGUGUUGUGGUUUUAAAAGAUGUCUCUGUUAAAAGCAGCCUCAGGUUCCUCAGCAAAUGCCUCUUGCUGUUUCCAGCUUCUCUGCAAAGUCUUAAGUGUUCCUCUGUUGACAUCAGUGUUGCCUUUUAGUUUGGGGUCUCUUAUGUUUGAAUUAGAGAGUAGAGUGAACAGAAGGACAGAUAACCAAAUGAGAUACAGUACUGUUCACCAACAGUGACCAAAUGAGAGAAGACGAUUUGCCAUUUUUUUUUAUGCGUCGCACCACAAAGACAAAGGUGUUUAUUCUCUCAUGGUAUUCUGGGGAGUUUUGUUGCAGCACAAAGUUGCUUUCCAGAAACCUCAAAGGCUUUUAAGUCGCACUGCCAUGAUGUAGUAGUUUAAUUGCCACUCCCCAUGAAUUUGUGACAAAAUGAAAAAAAUAGAGACUGUGUAAAUAACCAGGAGAGGGCUAAAUCAUAAUGUCAAGCUUUGGUCCUAAUCCCCAGCAACUUCACUUGAGUAUUCAUCAUUCCCAAACUUUGGAUUCUCAUUCUGGCUUGUACUUACACAUUUGUAUAACUUGGUAAUCAAGGCUUCUCAAGUUAAACGAUGUUGCCCUUACACUUGCGGGCAGCUCUGGUUUCCUGUGGUUCUGGUAUGAGAAUUUGGGAGGAGUAGGCUAAAUCUAGGCUUGCGCUUAAGGCUUUGUUGUAGCUGUAUUUGUGUGGGUCAUGGCUGCCAAGAUGCUAAGGGGGCGGAAAUUCAUGGUCUGGCCUUAAGUGAGCCUAGACAAAGCAUGUAUUAAUCAGCGGUGUUGUCUUCUCCAGGUUUGUAUCAGAAAGUGUUUUCUAUUACCUAAUUUAAGUUAUUGACUGUAUGAUGUAAACUCAGUAUUCUCACUCAUAACGUUUUUCCACUGGGACACUCCUAAGCCAUAUGGUAUGACGUAGUUAAGGUAAAAGCAGGGGCUGGUUUGAAUUCUUCAGGUCUCACAGAACAUUUUUGGCACCUUGUAUUUGCACCCCUACUUGAUCCCAAAACUGAUAUUUCUCCUCUCAUGGUCAAUGACUGGUCUGUGUUGUGGAGAGUUCUCCCUCCAAUGCUGCAUUGCUCUUGCUGCUGACCUGUCUGCUGAUGUCUAUGUGCCUCUCUGUCUGUGUACACAUCACUUUACAGCCACAUCAUUCACACACACACACACUCUGUUGGGCUCCGGUGUCAUUUGGUUUCACUUAAAAAAAAAAAAAAAAAAAAAAAUCUGGUCUGUUUUGUCACACAUGGUUUCAUUUACAAACAACGCCUUUCUGUAAUGUGCCUAAGCUAUGGACAAGAAAAGUAUUCAUUUUAAUUUUGCCUUUCAUAUGAAACAUAUUCAACCCUGAAAAGUAAAUAAAAUACUACUUAAUACUA